Molecule: messenger RNA, 682 nt
Organism: Pyricularia oryzae 70-15
Lineage: Eukaryota; Fungi; Ascomycota; Sordariomycetes; Magnaporthales; Pyriculariaceae
Exons: 3
Coding region: 1-594 (197 amino acids)
Source: RefSeq, a predicted model, not a curated record
AUGCGGUCGGAGACAGCCGGCACGACGGAUCUGUCACCCAUCAAUGCGGUAGAAUUAAUGUGGCACAAGCACCGCUGCGGCGAUGGCCACCUCCUCGCUUAUCCAGCGCACGCGCACGUCCUCAAGUCCAUUGUCGAGCGUUUCUCGUUCGACGUUGAGCAAAUAUCGCAGCUCGUCGCGAUUAUGGAAACUACCAAGGAUAUGUAUCUCGUGGAUCGUGAGCGAUGCUUGGAGGCAUGGGGUAUUUGUGGUAACCGCGUCGAAGGCUGGAUUCCCAAACACGGCGAUUAUCCGGAUGAAGAGACCGAGUCUGAAGGGGGCAUGGGAGCGGAAGUAGUGCGCUUUGGAGAGGGAGACGGCUCUCGCAUGGCUGAGGAGCUCAAGGCGUUCUUGAAGAAACACCCAACUUGGCACGAAACAAAAGAAAGCGGCCAGGCUGAAGCCUCGUUGGAGGAUGUGUGGCCUGCUUUUGAAGAGAUUGGGGUUACGGGGACAGAUUUGGUGGCACUGCCGUACACUUGGUUUGAUACAAGACUGCGGUCUCUUCGCAACCGCGGAUGUAUUCAACGGGUUCCAUGUCAAGACUCAACUUAACCGACGUGAUGUCAGGGGCUGCUCAGUAGCAAGACCCAACUUGGACUUAACACGCCUGUAGCUUCUGUAAAAAGCAAGUGUUUCCCGG